AUGUAUGUGAUAUCCUUCCAUUAUUUAAAGAAAUUACUUCUAUUAAUUUUAACAAAAAUCUGUUUAUCUAUAGCAUAUAAGAUUACAACAUUUCUGUAUUUAUUAAGAUUAACUACACUAUAUGGUACAAGAAACCUAUCAAAUAAUUUAGAAGUGCCAGUAUUUUUAACUAAAAACAUUUCAUAUGCCUUAAUUUUGGAAUUUUUAUUUUUGUUAUAA
Hepatospora eriocheir is the source of this 219-nucleotide messenger RNA. Lineage: Eukaryota; Fungi; Microsporidia; Hepatosporidae. The record is from the annotation of a GenBank genome assembly.